Messenger RNA from Amaranthus tricolor (Joseph's coat), 1393 nucleotides. Its product is annotated as beta carbonic anhydrase 5, chloroplastic. Gene Ontology annotation, biological process: carbon utilization. Gene Ontology annotation, molecular function: carbonate dehydratase activity; zinc ion binding. The record is from RefSeq and is a predicted model, not a curated record. Bases 156 to 1043 code for a protein of 295 amino acids. Lineage: Eukaryota; Viridiplantae; Streptophyta; Magnoliopsida; Caryophyllales; Amaranthaceae. The transcript is spliced from 9 exons.
AAUGAAGAAAAACAGAUGAACAACUCAACCCCACCAUAUUUUACUCCUAUUAAAGUUUCAAAUACUCAUUCCUUUCUCCCAGAUGUCUGCUCCCAUUACCACUCUUUCUCCUUCUCCUUCUAUACUUUUGUUCCUUCUUUAUUCCUUCCAUUUCUAUGGCUUCCCUUCAAUCUUCUUCUCACAAUUUUCCCACUCAUUCCACUAUCUUUGGGUCUACUUUCAAAUCGAGGGAAAAUAAACUGACCCUUUUGAGAUUACCUACUUGUUUUCCCAAGGUUACUUCUGCUUUGAGACUAAAUGCUUCAAGGAUUUCUCCACAGCUGAUUACAGAGGCAGAGGACACCAUACGGACAAUGUCAGACGAAACUCCAAAAGGCCGUGAUCCAUUUAUUGACAUGAAACAACGAUUUUUAAGCUUCAAGAGAGAUAAAUACUUGGGAAAUGUAGAUCACUUUCAGAACCUUGCGGAGAAUCAGUUUCCCAAGUUUACUGUGAUUGCUUGUGCAGAUUCUAGAGUAUGCCCGUCCUACAUCCUUGGAUUUCAACCUGGGGAUGCUUUCACUGUUCGCAACGUAGCCAAUCUCGUGCCUCCAUUUGAGAGCGGGCCUACUGAGACCAAAGCAGCUCUUGAAUUUUCUGUUAACACUCUUGAGGUUGAGAAUAUUCUAGUUGUUGGUCAUAGUCGCUGUGGGGGCAUCCGUGCUCUCAUGAGUAUGCGCGAUGAAGAAGAAGAUUCAAGGAGCUUCAUUAGAAGUUGGGUUAUUUUUGGCAAGAAUGCAAGGCUUACUACCAAGUCUAUAGCUUCUGACCUCAAUUUUGAUCAACAAUGUCGACAUUGUGAGAAGGAAUCAAUCAACCAUUCACUAAAGAACUUGCUCACAUACCCUUGGAUCAGAGAAAGAGUUGCAAAAGGUAUACUUGCUCUCCAUGGAGGUUACUAUGAUUUCAUCGAUGGCACGUUUGAAAAGUGGACUCUUGAGUACAACCACGAGAUCGAUGAUGCUCAUACAUGCUCAAUUAAGUGUCGGGAAUUUUGGAGCUGAUUCGCACUUCAUUCCCCACUUGGCCGUUCUAAAUUCUUAUGUAUCCAUUCUUUGUAUUGUUGUGUUGUACUUCAAUUAGGCUUGUCUUUCAAAUGGUUUGUGAUUUUGGUUUUCAUAAAGGGGAAAAUGUGGUUUCAAAAUGGGAGAAAUUGGGCUCCCAUUUUGCUCUCUUCCUCUGUUAGAGUUCUCUCCCCUAAUAGCAUCCUUUCCCAAUUAUUUAAUUGCAAUAGAUAAAAUACAAGAUUCCAUCUAAUAUACAACCAUAAAUAUCAUUUUCCUUUUAAUUUUAAUUUUGUACGUUUUUAUGUAAUGUUUCUAUAUUUAAUUUCUCGGUACUUGAGUGAUUCAAA